AUGCGCCGUCUAUGGUUACUUCUGCUUGUCUUUCUACGGCUGUCACUACAAGCUGCGGAGAAAGAAAUGUUGUUAGCCUAUCGGCCAGAGGGUGUCAGGCCGAAUCUUCGAACAUGCAACUACCUGAGCUACUACUUUGCCCCACACGCCGACGGUUUGCCGGCCACCGUAUAUCGUGGCGUGAAGAAUAGUUACCACCCAGAUCACUUGCUCUUCGCGCCGCCCUACGGAGACACGCUGGAGAGCCGACAGCCGGACCAGAAGUACGAAAAUCCCGCCGAUGCCAUCCGUCUCAUCGACAUGUAUCGUCAGGACGAAUUCGUGCGCCAUCAGCGUGCCGACGACGCGCGUUACGAGGAGAAUGUCGUCAAUUGCUCGGCACUGCCCUCCAAUACCAGCGAUUUGCUGUAUGGCUAUUUUCGCCUUCAACAGGUGUACGGUACUCGCUCGCACGGCUACAGUAUACCACGUGCCACCGUAUGUGCAGACGAAGACGGAAGACAUCCGGUUGCCUCCAUCAAGCAUUUGUUUUUCCUCGGUCAGAGGGAAACCGGCAAUGAAUUCCUUGAAGCGUUAAAGCUUAUUGCCGCCGGAUAUGACCCAAAUUCUACAAAUACCAUCGACCCGCGUGUCUCUUUUGACCGACCGAUGCAUGAUGGCCUUGUCCAUCCGGUUCUGGCUUCAGCCACCUACGGAAUGGACAAUGACGCAUUCAGCAACAAUGCAUAUAUGGCCACCGAAUAUUCCGGACAAUCGAAUGGCCGCGUCUACAAAAGAUUCAAGGACUAUCUGCCUCGUGUAUAUAUUUGGACUUAUGAAGUCCAUACGGGCGCCAAAACCCGUCUCCGCCCCUUGCCCUGGGUGUACAACGUCGAUUUCUUGGGCGGUGCCCAGUACGACCUUUACGGGCCCCGGCUGAGGGAAAUCGCGGAUAAAGCGAAAAACGCGCCCCCUGGGCCAAUAAAUGGUGACGGCUUCCUGGUCUCCAUGAAUUGGGACAAAUGGUCAUGCUGCAGCGCGUGCUGCUGUAAAGAGGAUGAAUGCGGGAAUUUCUACGUCAGCAAUUGCGGCGAAUUGGAGAGCUUCCGCAGUCGACGUGGCCUGCUGACCGUCAAAAUGACCGCUCCAAACACCAAAUUUUGGAAGGAGGUCGAGGCACGGCUGUCAGAUUUGUUUGCCGUCGAACCCUAUAAGACUGAUGGCCUUCCAAUCACUUCAAUCGUAUGGCAAUCAUUUCCAACGGCUUAUGGGAAGAUCAGGGCUCUCAUCGAUCAAAAGAAAGUGGAGGGCACAUCGUUGCAGAUUUACUGGAAGCAGUACACUGAUGUUGCGGACUGCAUGGACCACCCGCAAAAGUUGGAUUGCCGUGAAUUUGACGCGUGCCAUGGAACAUUACGGGAAUCUGAGGCAGAAAGCUAUCAAGAAUCUGACCCCUGUGAUGGCAUCGACCUACGGUCGGUCUUGGUGAAGGGCGGAAAGAAAGACGUCGAGAUCGAGGAGGGUCACGCUUAUCGUCUCGGCAUCGACUUCGAGGCGUAUAAGCAGGAACCAUCGAUCGUUACCUGGACCACUUCUGGCCAUGAGCUCGAGGAGCUGAACGACGAUGAUGCAUGCGAUGAGAUCACCGCCCUUUCUCGACACGUCAAUAAGCAAGACAUGAUAAUCCCACCGCUCGUCCACAUCAAACAGUGCAUCCAUGUACUCGGCAGCUGGAACGGCAACAAAGAGCAGCUACAAAUCAUGAUCUGCCUCAAAAAAGAAAAGAAUGAGCCAAAGUCGCUCGCGUAUCAGCUUUCCAUGAUCGCCACCAUCCUGACCGGAUAUAUCGCCGCAAUUGCGAUCCUUUGCUGCUGCGUCUCAUAUCAGCGGAAGUUGUACGCUCGUGCUCAAUCGGAGAGCAAU
Molecule: messenger RNA, 1902 nt
Organism: Mesorhabditis spiculigera
Lineage: Eukaryota; Metazoa; Nematoda; Chromadorea; Rhabditida; Rhabditidae
Source: the annotation of a GenBank genome assembly